AUGUUUAAUCUGACCAAUCCUGACCGCGCGAUCCGCGUUGGUGUCAUUCUGCUCAAAGGCAUUGCCGAGCUGAUUGACGUGGCACCCGUCGAGCUCUUUCGGCACGUCAGCCACGAGUUUGUCGACUAUCUACCGUCCUCGGCCGUCCCGGCCCAGCUCAAGCCGCAGGCUCACCAUUUCGAGUACCACUGGGUCUCCGAGGCAGGCAGCAAGUCCCUGAUGAAGGGCACCAGCGGUAGCACGAUUGUGCCUACUGACUCCUUCAAAACCUGCCCCCCCCUCGACAUUGUCAUCAUUGGCGCGUCAGGUGCCUCAAACCCCAGCCCGGCCGAGCUGCAGUUUCUCCAAAAGAGCUACAACGACAGCUCCGCCUUCAUCACCACCUGCUUUGGCAUGCUGGGCCCCCUCAAGGCCGGCCUAUUCGACGGCAAGACGGCGACGGCCCCGAGCUUCUUCCUCGACGAGCUCCGCGCUACGAACCCCAACACCACCUGGGUGGAUAAGCGCUGGGCGCGCGACGGCAAGCUGUGGACGAGCGGCACCCUGCUCAACGGCAUCAACGUCGUCACGGCCUUUAUCCAGCACACGUGGGGAAGCGGCGACGGCUCGCUGCCGGACGUCAUGGGCAAGUUUGCGGCUUGGCCGACGGGCACGGACAGCUAUGACGAGAUUGUGUAG
Molecule: messenger RNA, 678 nt
Organism: Cordyceps fumosorosea ARSEF 2679
Lineage: Eukaryota; Fungi; Ascomycota; Sordariomycetes; Hypocreales; Cordycipitaceae
Product: ThiJ/PfpI family protein
Exons: 3
Coding region: 1-678 (225 amino acids)
Source: RefSeq, a predicted model, not a curated record